Sungouiella intermedia is the source of this 2901-nucleotide messenger RNA. The record is from the annotation of a GenBank genome assembly. Lineage: Eukaryota; Fungi; Ascomycota; Pichiomycetes; Serinales; Metschnikowiaceae.
AUGCUUCGGCGAGACAUUCGUCAACUUUCGGUUUCUGCCCUUCGUUUGGCACAAAGUGCCAAAGUGCUGUAUCUGAAAACUUUGCUUCUUCCGAAAACUUCGUUCUCACCCAAGAUUCCAAAGGACCAGGAGAGAAGAGACUUGAUUGAAAAAUCCGGAAAGUCCCUAUAUAAAUGGCAGCAUGAACGGACAGACUACAAAAAAGAGUUUAUUCUUCAUGAUGGACCUCCUUAUGCCAACGGCGACUUGCAUUUAGGCCACUCCCUCAACAAAAUUUUGAAGGAUAUCAUCAAUCGUUUUGAGGUUCUCCAUAAUGGGCUGAAGGUCUCCUACCGCCCCGGUUGGGAUUGUCACGGGCUUCCAAUUGAGAUGAAAGCUAUUCAGGAUGCUGGAAGAUUGUCUGCGCUAGAGACUCGGCGCUUGUGCCGUGAAUUGGCUAGUGGUAUGAUCGAGAAGCAGCGUGAACAAUUUCUUGAUUUUGGCAUCAUGGCCGACUUCAAUACGCCGUACGUGACCAUGUCAAGCACCUACGAGUCUGCUCAACUUCAAAUUUUCUUAAAAUUGUUCGAAAAUGGCCUCUUGUCGAGACAAUUGAAGCCAGUUUGGUGGGGCUGUGAGACCCAAACGGCAUUGGCAGAGGCAGAGCUAGAGUAUAACGCCAGCCACAAGUCUGUGGCUGUCCAUGUGAAGUUUCCCCUUGUCAGAAAUGACUUGGUUGACCGGUUGGGUGGAAACGUGCACCUUCUCAUCUGGACUUCGACUCCAUGGACUAUUCCUGCCAAUAAGGCCAUCUGUGUGAACUCUCAGUUGGAUUAUACUGUAUUGGAGAAUGUUCAGACAGGCGAGAAGUUGAUUGUGGGCAUAGAAUUAGUAGACGAAAUUGUGAAGCUUGAUCCAUCAUACUCACAAACAGACAUUGUGAUAAAGGGUUCAGAGUUGGAGGGAUUAUCCUACGAAAACCCUAGUUUCCAAGACAAUGCAAAGUACCCAGUGCUACAUGGAGACCAUGUGACUGCAACAGCCGGUACGGGCCUAGUUCACAAUGCCCCAGCACACGGUUUAGAGGAUUUCCACGUUGGCCAGAAACACAAGUUGCAUGUGGCAUCUUCAGUGGAUGGAAAGGGAUUAUAUAUCCAGUCGAAUAUUCCUCAGGGCUUCCACGAGCUCGCAGGUAAAUAUGCUAAUGGGAAGGCUAGCAUCUUCAGGUGCUUGGAUAUCUUGGAGAGCCAUAACAUGAUUUUCCACGUCAACAAGAAGUAUACCCACUCAUACCCAUAUGAUUGGCGGUCGAAAACACCGGUGAUACAGCGUGCCACUCCACAGUGGUUCGUAAAUGUGGAGAAGAUCAAGGACGCGGCCACCAAGCUGUUGGAGCAAGUCGAGUUCAUUCCAGAAACAGGCAGAAACAGACUUACACUGUUUGUCAACAACAGAAGCGAAUGGUGCAUUUCUAGACAGAGAACAUGGGGUGUUCCUUUGCCUAUUGUUUACAAUAAGAACACCCACGAGCCUCUAGACGACGUGGACACCAUCCGGUAUGUUGUCAAUAGACUUUCUGAAUAUGGAACCGACCAGUGGUUUGAGGAGGAGGAUGAUAUCUCCAGAUGGCUUCCAGAGGACAAGAAUGGUGCAGAAUACUAUAAGGGAAAGGAUACAAUGGAUGUGUGGUUUGACUCGGGAACUUCGUGGUCGACUCUUGGUGACAACUUGGAAAAGCUCAUGAAUUCCGAUAAACCAAUUGCAGACAUUUACUUGGAAGGUAGCGACCAGCACAGAGGAUGGUUCCAGUCUUCAUUACUUAACAAGAUCAUUGCGUCAGGCAACGGAAACGAAUUUAAGCCCGUGGCCCCAUACAAGAAAAUCAUCACUCACGGUUUCACCUUGGAUAAGAAAAUGGACAAGAUGUCCAAGUCCAAGGGCAAUGUGAUUUUACCCUCACAGGUAAUUAAUGGAGGAGGAAAACCACUUGUUCCUGCGUUGGGCACUGACGGGCUCAGAUUGUGGGUGGCUUCGUCCAAUUAUACCCUGGACGUCAGUGUGAGUCCAGAAGUUUUGACACGAGUAGUGGAGAACGUAAAGAAGCUUCGGGUAACCUUCAAGUAUAUGUUGGGGAACCUCCAGGAUUUUGAACACCCUGUUCCAUUGAACCAAUUGAAUCCCUUGGAUAGGUGGGUUCUCUCUAGGUUGUACACGUUGCAAGAGAAGACGGUGGAGGCAUAUCAAAGCCAUAACUAUGCGAAGGUAGUCAGAGAAUUGAACUUGCAUAUGAGUGGAGACCUUAGUGCUCUUUAUUUCGACAUAUCCAAGGACUGCCUUUAUACAUCCGGGCAGAACUCAUUAAGAAGAAGAGGCAUUCAGACGGUGUUGGACCACCUUGUGCGGGUAUAUGUUGGUAUUUUGGCACCUAUCCAACCUUUGCUUACCCAGGAAGUUUGGGACCUAUACGCUGGCAAAUUCAAUAUAAGCGAGGAUUCUCCAUUCAAGAAGAAUUGGGACUUCUACGCUUUACCAGAGGAAGUUGUCGACAAUGAAAUAUUGAGUGAAUUUGAAACCAUCUGGAAAAUCAGAGACCUGCUCUACAAGUCUUUGGAGUCGCUUAGACUCGAGGGUCAUUUUAAAAAUAAAUUGGAGGCCGAGAUUUACCUUGAUACCAAAUCUGACUGGUUGACCCUGUUGCUCGAAAAGCACAAGGACUUCUUGGACGACUACUUCUUGGUUUCUAGAGUAAUAUUGGGUUCUCCACUGCCCGGUACUCAAUCAGGAACGUUUUCGGUCCAAGUUGGCAAUGACAGUGUCAAUGCCACCAUCACCCAUUCAGCCUCUUGCAAGUGUCCGAGAUGCUGGAAGUACAUUUCCGAGGCCGAGGACGUUCUCUGUGGAAAAUGUGCUGAAGUUGUUUAA